AUGGAUCAGUUAAAACCGCCGUCGCACUUAAGUUUUGAAAGGAAUUUAGCUGAAAAUUGGAAAGAGUGGCUGCAAGGAUUUCGCCUAUACUUGGUAGCCUCGGGGAUCGACGAAAAGGCGGGAAAAGUGAAGGUUGCUACCUUUUUACAUGUUGCUGGUGUCGAAGCGAGACGUAUUUACAACACAUUCAACAUUCCUGAGGAGGAUGCUGAAAAACUAGAGGUAGUGUUCAAAAACUUUCAAGACUACGUUGAACCACGUAAGAACUUAACGUAUGUACGCCAUUUAUUUUUCACACGAAAUCAAGAAAGUCAUGAAACAAUCGAUAAUUAUGUCACUGACUUAAAAAACAAAGCCAUACAAUGCGAGUUUGGUGAUUUGAAAGACUCGUUGAUUAAAGACAGGAUAGUGUGUGGUAUUUCGAGUGAAGCACGCAGAGCCAGGCUACUACGGGAAGCAGAUUUAUCAUUAACUAAGUGUUUAGACAUUUGCCGUGCUUCUGAAGUUUCCGAACAGCAAUUGAAAAGUUUACACAAAGAACCAUCAACUGCUGUAGCUGCUCAUGUUGUAACUAGAAAACCUGAAAAACUACAGAACCGCGGUAGUACCAGAAAACAAACAGCUCACGUUCACUCAAACACUAACAAACUGAAUGCGUGUAGUAAGUGUGGAAAACAACAUGAGAAAGGGAAAUGUUUUGCGUACAACAAGAAUUGUUACAAAUGCAAAGGCCAUAACCAUUUUGCAAAAUACUGUAAUAAGACACCAAAAUCUGUGCAUUACGUGGAAGAGGAAUCACAUGACCUAUACUUGGGCAUAGUGAAUGUGGACACUAUUCAGGAAGAGGUACCAUGGACGGAGACAGUGAACAUUAACAAAGUACCGGUUACAUUCAAGCUGGACACAGGAGCUCAGGCGAAUAUAAUACCAAGGAAUGUGUUCAAAGAACUACACAUCUCUCCGAAGCAUUUACGAAAAGUAAAAGUGAACCUGUACACUUACAAUGGUGAAGUCAUGAACCCAGAUGGGAAGAUUGAUAUCAGAUGCCGAAUCCGUAAAGUGGAACGUACACUUCCGUUUUACAUCACUGCAAAAGGAAGUACACCGAUACUUGGCAAAGAAUCAUGUGCACGCCUAGGAUUAAUCCAACACAUACCAGCAGAUUCCAUAGAAAGUGCGGAUGUUUGUGUAACAAAGGACAAACUACUGCAACAGUAUCAGGAUGUUUUCAAUGGACUAGGACAUCUACCAGGAAAAUAUCACAUUGAAAUUGAUCCGAAUUCAACGCCAGUGAUACACCCACCAAGGAAAGUGCCGGCAGCGUUACACAGUUCUGUACGUGAUGAACUUCAACGCAUGGAAAAAUUGGGCGUGAUCGCAAAACAGGAUGGUCCUACGGAUUGGGUUCACAGUAUGGUAACAGUACGGAAACCAGGGAAAAUUCGUAUAUGCUUGGAUCCAAAAGACUUGAAUCCGCACAUAAAGCGAGAACAUUACCACUUAGUAACUGUGGAGGAAAUCAUUGAACGACUACCAAAUGCUAAAGUGUUCUCAAGAUUUGAUGCUACGCAUGGUUUUUGGCAUAUUGAACUAGACGAAGCAAGUUCAAAGGCACUCACUUUUAACACACCAUUUGGUAGAUACCGAUAUCUACGACUUCCGUUUGGAAUAACUUCAGCGUCAGAAGUGUUCUCGAAACGAUUACAGGAGUUUUUUAAAGACUUACCUGGUGUUGAGUGUCUAGUAGACGAUAUCCUUGUUCAUGGAGAAAACGUCUCGGAGCAUGAUGAAAAUCUCGUUCGUAUGCUGGAGCGAUGUCGUCAAAUUGGGCUCAAGCUCAAUAAGGAUAAAGUAGAACUCAGAGUACCUGAAGUGAAAUACGUUGGUCACGUCAUAAGGAGAGAUGGACUCAAGGUUGAUCCGGAAAAGGUUCGUGCUAUUGUAAACAUGCCAGAACCGACAGAUGUUCAAAGUGUGCGACGAUUUCUUGGACUAGUGCAAUAUGUGUCGAAAUUCAUACCAAACCUAGCAGAGAUUUCUGAACCUCUCCGAUUGCUUACGAAAAGUGACGUUUUGUGGCACUGGGACAAACAGCAAAUUGACAGUUUUGCGAAACUAAAAAACUUAUUAACGCAAGCACCAGUUCUUCGCAUUUAUGAUCUUCAAAAGGAAGUCACCAUUUCUGUGGAUGCAAGUUCCAAAGGAUUGGGUGCAGUAUUAUUGCAGAACGGACAGCCCGUCGCAUACGCUUCACGAGCACUGACAGAGACUCAGCAGAGGUAUGCACAGAUAGAACGAGAGAUGCUCGCAGUUAUCUAUGGAUGUGAAAAAUUUCACCACUACAUCUAUGGACGUUCAGUUACCAUAGAAACAGAUCACAAACCUUUGCUAGCGAUUCAUCGCAAACCACUAUAUCAAGCUACUCAUAGACUACAGAGGAUGCUUAUGCGUUUACAACGUUACGACGUUACUUUAGAAUACGUUCCGGGAAAGGAAAUGUUCAUUUCCGAUGCGUUAAGCAGGGCUUACUUACAAGAGUGUACAGAAUCACUGGUUGAUGAGGACAUAGACAUCAAUUUCAUUGAGCAGGAGCUUCCUAUGACGGAAGGAAAACUUCAGGAGCUGAAGGACGCAACUGAGUCUGAUGAACAGUUUCAGGCAUUGGCCGACAUAGUGCGACUGGGAUGGCCAGAAUCUCGGGUACAAGUUCCAGCAGAUAUAAGAAUAUUUUGGAACUACAGAGAUGAAAUAACAGUUCUAAAUGGUUUACUGUACAAGGGGCCAGCAGUGAUGAUUCCCAAGUUACUACGUCACCAAAUGUUGAGGAAGUUACAUGAAAUUCACCUGGGUAUAGUCAAAACCAAGCAGAGAGCCAGAAAUAUCAUAUUUUGGCCAAACAUGAACUAUGACUUAGAGCAGUUGAUUAAGUCGUGUGGAGUGUGCAACUCAUUUCGCAAAUCAAACACAAAGCAAUCACUCAUACCUCAUGAGAUACCCUCUACUCCUUGGACCAAAGUUGGAGCUGAUAUAUUUCAUUUCAAGGGCAAAGACUAUGUGUUGUUUGUGGACUAUUACUCGAAAUAUCCAGAGAUUAUACCUCUACCAAAUUUGAGAGCAUGUUCCACUAUUGCUGCGUGCAAAACAGUGUUUUCAAGACAAGGCAUACCCUUAGAGCUAUUUACGGACAACGGACCACAAUUCAGUUGUCAUGAAUUCAAACAGUUUGCAUCUGAAUGGGAGUUCACGCACAAAACCUCCAGUCCCCACUAUCCACGUUCAAAUGGUCAAGCGGAACGCUGUAUUCAAACCGUAAAAAACUUACUGAAAAAGGCAGAAGAGAGUAAUGGUGACCCAAAUAUUGCUCUUCUGGAAUACAGAAACUCGCCUAUUGAUGGAGUUGACCUGUCGCCUGCACAGUUAUUGAUGAACAGGACUCUUCGUUCAAAACUACCAACAACCAAAGUGUGGUUGGAACCAAAUUCACUGACGUCUCCACAAUCCAAACUUCAACUUAGGCAGAUGAAACAGAAAUAUUUCCAUGACCGAAAGUGUGCAAAAUUACCGCAUGUUGAGGAUAAAGAAGUUAUCCGUAUACAGAAUCCAGACAAUCGUCAGUAG
Ostrea edulis (European flat oyster) is the source of this 3618-nucleotide messenger RNA. RefSeq lists its product as uncharacterized. The record is from RefSeq and is a predicted model, not a curated record. Bases 1 to 3618 code for a protein of 1205 amino acids. Gene Ontology annotation, molecular function: nucleic acid binding. The transcript has a single exon. NCBI's taxonomy places the organism in Eukaryota, Metazoa, Mollusca, Bivalvia, Ostreida, Ostreidae. Gene Ontology annotation, biological process: DNA integration.